Molecule: messenger RNA, 2346 nt
Organism: Pleuronectes platessa (European plaice)
Lineage: Eukaryota; Metazoa; Chordata; Actinopteri; Pleuronectiformes; Pleuronectidae
Gene: nfkbie
Product: nuclear factor of kappa light polypeptide gene enhancer in B-cells inhibitor, epsilon
Exons: 6
Coding region: 452-1492 (346 amino acids)
Molecular function (GO): protein binding
Source: RefSeq, a predicted model, not a curated record
UCUGUAGCGCGUGUGUCUGUGUGUGUGUGUGUCGUGUACGCGCACUGGGGAUUCCCCCUCGUGACACAAACAGCUUCUCUUUCACGUGUCAGCUCUUCUUCCUCUUCUUGCUUUUCUUCUUUGCCCGGAGCUCCUGCUGUUGUUAUCGGAUAUCCAGACGACGCGGUGCCGCCUCCCCGCUCCACUAACUGCCGCUUGUCCCCCCCAAGUUUUGUAACUUCCAGACCAGUCGAUAAUCGAUAGAGACGAGCUGGAGCGGGCUGCUGACAUGUUCGAGCGGUUCCUGGAAUGAAACGCGGCGGCUCUCGGUUUCUCAACGGAGCGGCGGUUCCGAAGUGUCCCCGCUGUGCGGUCACAUCACCGAGCAGCGAGCGGCCACAGCAGCCGCCAGUAGCCUCUCAAGUCCCGGCAAGGAGGGAGGGGGAAGCCCGGUGAGGCCACCACCACCACCAUGGCGAGCGACGACUGCAGUAAAGACUUGUACGCCGUAGAGAACCGCACAGACUCGGGCAUCGACUCGUACCGCUCCAUCGUGAAGUCGGAGGAGCCGCGGGAGCCCGGCGCGGACCUCAGCGGGCCGCGGGAGAAGUUCUCCGCCGGGGAGGAGCGGCUGGACUCAGCCUACGGCUCCUCGUCUAUCACCGGGGACAGUCUGUCGGAGCUGGUGCGGACCUGCUCGCUCUCCAGCGGCCGGGAGGAGUCGACACUCAGCUCUGAACUUUGCGAGCAGGAGGAGAACUUUCUCACGACUAUAACCGAAGAGGGAGACACAUUCCUGCACUUAGCAAUCAUCCAUGAGGACGAGUUCAUCACUCAGCACUUGAUAGAGCUUUUCCCAAAAGAAGUCCUGGACAUCCAAAAUAAUUUAUACCAGAGCCCUUUGCACCUGGCCACCUAUCUGAACCUGACGGAUGUGGUGAAGAAGCUGGUGGAGAAAGGGGCCAGCCUGGAGCUGCAGGACCAGGACGGGAACACGGCGCUCCACGUGGCCUGUCAGCACGGGCAGACGGAGUGCGCCAACGAGAUGACCAGAGACGUCUCCCCGAGCAAGCUGGCACCGGUCCUCGAGACGCAGAACUGGAGAGGUCUUGCCUGUCUUCACUUGGCUGCACUGAACAGGCAACAUCCGAUUAUGAAACUCCUGAUAAAAAAGGGAGCUGACCUGAAUAUACAGGAAGGAACCAGUGGGAAAACGGCUCUUCACCUCGCGGUGGAGCUGCACGACAUCAAGUCCGUGAAGCUAUUGCUCAGCAGGGGAGCCAACGUGGACGCCGCCAUGUUUAACGGCUGCACGCCCCUGCAUCUGGCGGUGGGGAGGCAGGACGCCCCCAUCGCCAACCUGCUCUGCCAGUCCGGCGCUGACACAAUGCUUCGAAACAUGGAGGACGAGACGGCGCUGGAUCUGGCUGACGGCAAUGAUGAUAUUCUGGCUCUAUUUCCCUUCGACGACAUCCAGAUCUCUGGGCGGUCGGUGGUCGUUGUGAAGUUCUGAGCAGAAUCGACAACUCUGAAAUUGUCCGGAGCUUCACUGUGGCUGGCAAAGAUUUUUUGAAAAGAAAGCUGUAUUUGCGCUGAAGUUAUUAUGGAGUAGUGGCUCUAUUUGUAGUGCACUCUGAUUUGAUCUCUAUUUAUCUAUUGUGUAGACGAAUAUGCACUUCUUAUAAAUCUUACUUCCCUCUGACGGAGAGUGAUUCUGCUUGAUUGAGCGCAGACUUAAAAAACAAAAUCUACGUUUCUCAGUCGUGUUUUUUUGCUUCUUUUCGUUGCAUCUGGGUUUAACUCGGCUACAGAAAGUCUCCUGACUGUAAGUGCCGGACUUCCCAUCAGCAUGUUCGGCCUGUAAAAUAUAAAAACAAAAAGAUUCUACCUCUUCAUCAUAUUAACCUAGGUUGAAUGGCUAGAAAAGGAUUGCGCAGAUUGCUUAGUUUCACCACUCUGACUGCCGCUGUUUAGUAAAGGAAACAGAUUGUUCUCCUGCUUUAAACCCUGAAAAAGUGAUAUAUUUAAUUUUAACCACAAAGUAGCUUUUGAGGAAUGCAAUAAGAGGCAGGGUUUUUUUUUUUUUAUUCAGAGGAAAGAGGCCUGAAGACUGACUAACAACAAUCCUGCUUUUUGUUAGAAAACUGAUAAACAAUAUAGAAAUGUACCAUAAGAUACAAAAUGCAGCUUUAUCUUUUUGAUCAUUAUCGACUUUGCUGCCUUGUGUGAAAGAGUUGUUUUUAUGUUUAUCUCACUGUAGCCUUUAUCUGCAAAAAUCUAUUCUUUGGUUAAUGAUAACAUUGGCCUGUCCAGUUAACACAAGCAGUUCCUUUUAUUUUGGUAAUAAAAUUGAAAAAAUAUAUAUAA